Lachancea mirantina is the source of this 609-nucleotide messenger RNA. The record is from the annotation of a GenBank genome assembly. Lineage: Eukaryota; Fungi; Ascomycota; Saccharomycetes; Saccharomycetales; Saccharomycetaceae.
AUGCUUACCGCCGUCGAAAAGUGCCCGCAGUGCCCGCGGUGCUCGCAGCGGGCGCGGCCGUGGUUUACAGAGGUUCUAUGCGGGGUCUGUCUUUCUCUGCAUUUGUUCUCACUGGUGCUGCUGCUACGGCAGGCUGCGCCAGAUACAGUGCUUUGCGCGGGCGCGUGUCUCGUGAUCUCCGCCGUGUCGGUCGUCGUACGCCGCUACUACACUUGCUGGUUCUCGCUCAUGUCCAGCUACGCGGGGCUCGCAGUAGUGAAGCGCGGGCUCGAGCGGCUGUGUCACGUGUACGGCGCGGUGCGUGCAGAGCUUGCCGCUAGACCCGUGGCCAGCGCGGCUAGCGCCCUGGGCGAGCUGGCUGGCGGCAGUGACGAGAUACUGGCGCAGAGCGCCAGGAUCUCGUUGCUAGAAUGCGAGCGCAGCGUAUGGUGCGCCGUCGCGGCCCAUUGCGCGCUGGGGACGUGUUUUUUCGUGUUACAGUGUGUCAACGUCAUUCUGUAUCUCCACGAGUGCAGCAGAGAAACGCAAGAGGUGCCAAGCAGCUGGGCGGCAAAGGAAGCAGGUGCAUGCCCAUGUGGCGGGAGGGCUGUCGUGAGAGGCGAUUUCUAA